AUUUUCUUUAUUUGUUGUUUACAUUUUAAGAACAAUCGAUAACAGAUUGGUCAUCAACUACUGGUUACAACUGCAAAAACUGCUGUUUCAAUAAACAUUUUCCAAUGCUUUAUAGCUUACGUUUCCUUGUUUUUUCGUCCAUUAAGUAUCUUUACUUGGCAAAUUUCUUUGUUUUUGUCCCCUGCGCAACGAAGUUGGCAUUUUUCACUUCUGUACAAAGUUUUGUAGAAAGGGGCGCGUUCACUUGAUUAAGUUAGACGUAGAGCCCCUCCUCCUUGGCGUUGACAAUCUCGUAAACAGUGGGGUGCCCAUAAGCCUGUAUCGUCUAUCCAUAUUUUAAUGUAGCAAAGUGAACAAUGUCAUACUGAAUCCAACAGCUUGUGAAAGUUGAUAUCUAUUUUUGCCUGUUUGCCUUAUUCUCGAGUCAUUAAUGAAAUGUUUUUGCUAGAUAAAUGUCACUUUUGUCUUGAAAGUAAAGAAUGAGUUUUUGAAAUCAGGUCGGUUUAUAAGAAAAAUUUUCAAUCUAAGGUUCCUGUACAUGAAAGCAGCAGUUGCAACGAAAUUCUGCAAAAAUAUUCUGAGCAUGAAAUCAACCAAUCUUGCCAGGCAAAUACAUUGUAAAGUGGUUUUUUUGUCCGUUUAAUUUGUUUUUAUUCGGUUUCAAGAUAUAUUCUUUAUCUGGUUUUUUCAAAAUUCCAAAUAAACCCACACUAUGGAGAAUGAACGAAAAUCCCCCACCGAAUUAUUGUAUCCAUGUAUGGUAUUCUGAUAUGAGUUUAUUUCAGAUCCAUUUAAAAUUUCAACGAUUGUUGUGAAGACAGAUAAGAAAUUUCAAAUGUCGACCCGCAUUGAGUCAUGGUAAACGUGUAACAGUUAUUCUGUAUUGGCCUAAAGCUCAAACCAUUUUCCACGCAUAAUGAUAUCAUGGCUUCUUGAGUUUGCCUUUCAAGCAAUAGGAUUGUUUAACAAAAAACAUUUUCAUCGACGCAGGCAAAUACGUUGAUACAAACGUGCAUCCCGCAAAAUAUACAGGGGCGGUGCUACAGUUUGUGCUGGGGUCGAUAUUUCCACCCCACUUUGUGUAAUGAUUAAUUUUUUAAUUGCAUCCAUAAUAAAUGAGAAAAUAGUAGAAGGGGUGCCAAGGAUACAAAUAACAGCACUGGAUUAUACGAUGACAAUUUAGUCGAGGUCGAAAUGUCUGUGCCAUUUUUUUGUGCAAUACCGUUCAAAGCGGGUGUUGCCAGCACUUAAAAGGGCGAGGAACCUUUCCCUGGCACCCCACAUAUUUCUGUUUCGCACCAACCCUGAAACCACACUCUCUCAGAAAGUAAGUCCUCCAGGAAAGUUUGCCCUUCAGGGAAGUUCCCUCUCCCGGAAAGUUCAUCCUCCAGGAAAGUACGUUCUUUUCGAAAGUACGCCCUACGAAGGCUCUCAUAUUUUUUUAAGCUUAGAUGUCAUUGAUGCCCCCUGAAGAUAAUGGUGUCCGUUGCCCCUAUCUCGAAAUAAUACAUGGUAUGGGGCUGGUUUUUUCGUCUAGUUUAUCUUCAAUCUUUUAGUCAUGUAGCUGUUUGUUUCAAAAUUGGACAAAAUUGAAGAACACAUUUCGUUAAAAGACCCAAACAACAACUUCUGUAUAUUGAAACUGUACAAUUUUGACUCAUAACCGAUAGCAGUUAACCUCUGCACUUAACAUUUAUGAUUGUCCUAAACCGUUUAGAUUUUUCAACAACUUGAUUUAUUCUUGAUAAUUUGAUUUAGUUUAUGGACAUUUUGACCAAGACCUCUCAAUUCAAGAGGGACAUGUUCAUCUCCAAAAUUUCUACUCGAGUGGGUAUUUUCAAAUGAUUCAAAAUCAACUGCUAAAAAUGGCGUUUCCCAUUUUUCACUUCUCCAUAGGACGCAAUAGCCUUCUGGACAAUUCAGCCCUAGAAGCUGUUCUUUCUGUUUACUCCAGUCUUUUCACUCUGGUGACGCUGCAUUGUUAGGCUUGAUAACUUUUGACCAAAAAUAACCUUUGGUGACACUAUCGAGUUUGUGUCUGAUUGCCCUUCUGGCGUAUUGGAACUCUCUGGUUGGUGUAAGUGGUGUUCUUUGUUUUGCCAACUGUAUAAUCGAUGAUAAUAUAGCCAUAUGACUAUGAUUGUGAGGACCCUCCGCAGAUUGUAAAGCAGCGCAGAAUGUGACAACAGUGCCCCUACUACUAAAUGUUUUUAAUGAUAGAUGUUUUUAAACCAAACGUCCUAGUCAUCUGAAUCAAAUAUCCUUGUUGCCACAUGUCUCUCGUAUUUUUGCUACCAGCUGGACGUCUGUUUUGCACGGAAUAAAAUUCCUUUUUGUGUUCCGUUUACGUCAAAGCUUCAAUGUCAUGGCGGAUAUCUUUUUACGGACUUUUAGGGUAUGGUUAGGUCGACGGAAGAAACAAAACUGUUAAUUGUCUUUCUUAAACUUCGUUUAACUAAGCUUGAGCAAAAAACAAAAGCAAUGUCGCUAAGUGACCAGGUUAACACCCCUUCCUGAAAGAAUUUUAUCGCCCCUGUCUUAUCACCUCACCUAAAGCAACUUUUUUUUGUGAAGAAAGCUCAAAAUUAUUUACGAGACAAGAAAGUGAGAAAAAUGCGGUUUCCUCUGUUGUUCUUGAUACUUGUUGUUUAAAGGCAAUUUUUAUGGCGGGCGUUCCUGGAGAUAUCGUAUUUUUCUAGUAAGAACUUCGUUUCUAUCUAUCCCAUUUAUCUCUAUCUAUUUAUCCAUCAGCUAUGUUUCAGCCUGUUUUUUAAGAAAAUUAAUUUGCCGUUCAGGAUGUUGCUUUGAAUAGGGAAGCCAGACCUCUGAUAAGUUUAAUUUGCUGUUAAAUUUUUUUCCUUAGCAAUACACCUGCAAAAGACUAAGAAAAUUGGCCUUCUCCCCAAAUUUUAUUAUUCUUUAAAUGAAUAAGUUUAUGCUUGUCGCCGUUCCGUUAAUUUGCUUUAACACUAAUCUGUGUGCUUUAGUCAUUAAAGAAAAUGCGCUAUAAUAAUGCGUGGAGUCUGUUUAAAAACUUAUUAUUUUCUGAUAAAAAGGAAAAACCCAACCAAGAUUUCAGUUGAUUAAUUUUCAUAAGCGCCGAUUUUUCAUAGUUGCCGGGACAAUGGUAUAGGAUUGUUGCAGAUUAACGAUAGCAAUAGCUUUAACAGCGCGAUUUUAAUGUGUUUAUUAUAUUGCAUAGCAAUCGCUGAUUUCAAGUAAGUAAUACCUUAAUGAAUAAGCAAUUUAACAAGUUAAGAACUACAAUCAUUUUUUGCGACCAAAUGCUCCUCCACUUCUCCGCUCCACUCUUACAUUUCCAGACAUGUUGCUAUGUAAACUGGGUACCAGAGCCAUCAAAUUUCGAGCGCGAAAACUAAGCGGAGCGGCAAAGAGACGGAUACGCUCCACUUCUAUUUUCUGCGUUUUUAAGAAUAUGUGGCUCUGGUAACUAGGGUAGUUGCUCUGGCACCUCUGGCAGUCCGCGAAACCAUGUGUCAUGUUUCUUUCCACAAAUUUUCAUAGCUGCUCUUUAAUUAUUAAUUCGAAUAUGAAUCAAAAGAGAAUAUAUUUUGAAAAUGAUCAAAUUAUUUCUCAUAUGCGUUUUAAAACACAUUUUUUAACGCCCAAAAAACCUUAACGGGACUCAGCAGACCCAAUUGCAGAAAUGUGCGGUCAUUUUAGGAUAACAUUGAUUAAGAUUGAAUUUAGAAAGCACUAUUUUCAAUUGAAGAAUUUUAGGAGCAAAAUUUUCAACUUCCUCCUUAUUCUCUCUACUUUAUACUUUCCACAUGUCAAAUGUAUCGAGUAUCGGAAACUCAGUCGCUGUUUUUUCACAUGAGAAGAAAUGGGCUGUAUUUUGUUCUUUCAUACAAUACGAUGCGAAUUUUGAAAGCAUUAAAUACCAAAAUUUUGUAGUUUUUCGUCAAAAUGAUUAGCUGGAUGCAAUAAGACUUUAGACGCAAACAGUAAAAAAUGCACUUUGUUCGUAAAGACCAGUAUACUGUUAACGGAAGUGAAGUCUCUAGAUAAAAUAUCACGAGUUUCAAAUAAAAGUAUUUUCUACCAUAAGAACAUUACUAUCUCCGUUUGUUAUUCUUAGUUUAUCCUGCUUUGGUUCAGUUUCUGCUAAAAAUUCAAAAACCGUUUGAGUCUCUUAUCUUUAGUAUUAAUCCUUAAAAUCAAGUGCAACUUUUCUUCAAGUACAAACAAUUACAAAUAGAUCCUAAAUGAACUUGCUGAAAUUAAUAUCACGAAUCUCUCAAGAAACAAAAACACUGAAAUUGGCGGUUAAGUGUUUUACUAUGCUAGUAACCAAUUACAGUUGAUUCAGUUCAUGGUUUUAAGUAUUUUUGUGGAAUAACUGGGGGCUGAAGGCUCCCUGACCCGCCUCUCUGUUCAUGAUUACUGCCUAUCUCAGUGGCAGGGGUCAUGAAUAAUGCUAGUAGUAUUAAUAAAUACUUGGUUAGGUUUAUCGAACAGGAUUACGCCUGUUUGCAGAGUGAAUAUAUAAGCUUCAAACUGAUUGCUACUUCUAUUUGAUCCAUGUUUGUAAAAUAAACAGCUUUCGUUGCGUGAUAUGAUAUUGUAGCCAUUGCGUAAGAAUUUAUCUGAAUUAUUUCAUUUUACUUUUUAAUCAAAUAGGCGCUGCAAGCCUGAUCAUAUUUUAUAAACAAUCAGAUCACAAAGUUAGCUAUCAAAGAAGCUGACAACAAUAAGCAAGCCACAUUUCAAGUCCAUAGUCCAUCGUGUUCCAUUGAAGACUGUUUAUAAAAUCAGUACAAAAGAGUAGGUUGCAAAGGUGACCAACCGGUAGGAGGAAAAGUACAUCCGAUAAAUAGAAAGCCGUCGCUCAAUCAUAGCUUUGUAAAUGGAUUUUUCAAUUGUUGCACUUGAAAAUGGAAUGUUUAACAAAUAAAAAUUCACCACUCACUGUCAAAGAAUCGAUUAGAAUAAGUCAGGAAAAUGUUUUUAUAAUGAAAUGACAGGUAGUUUCAACAACCCAGCAUUUUUGCGGACUUCUGUGUUUUUGUCUGUAACGGGAUGAUUUUUUGUAACAAAAUUAUAACUAGGUAGUCCUUCUUGCAUUUUGUUGAUGAAGAGAAAGGGAUAUGCUCUUUUAAGUGGUAUAAUUCUCAGCUACUACUAAAAUUAAAUCUUUGCUGAAACAACUCUUACCAACUCUCUAGGUCACUUGCCAUUAAUUUUCCAAAACAUUUUCCCAUACGAAAAUUCUCAGCAAUGGGCGUGUUUUCGCGUGUUUUGUGGGUCAGCUGAUUUAACUAGAAAAAAAUUGCUCGUAAAAACUGAUUCAUCUGCUUCAAGCACGGAUAAAGCUACUGUGCAGCCUUGGAUUAUGUUCUUCAGCACGUGGACUCCAGUUCGCUAGCAAUGGACAUGUUUUUGUUCACAACAUUGGUCUGUGAUGAGUUUCAAAGAAGAAUCGUGUUCCCUUGGAAACUGAACUACGCAAGUAAUAACGUGGCUAGAAAUAUUUGCACAUUUGAAGUGCUGUCUAUCGAUUUUAAGUAUUUAAUAGAUAGGAACCCAAGGAGCCGGUGAAAAGCAAGUCAAACUUGGCGAUGAGCGGAUGCAGCGACUGUUUAAAAAAGAAAGUCUUACAUUGCAGAGGCUCAUGGCCAUCAAACGUCCUGAUUUUAAAUUUGAAUCUAUUAUCCAAAGAUAUUCAACAUGAUGUCUUUCAGUAAGAUAUGUGUUAAUGCUGAAGGAAAAUAUUCUAGUUGAACAAUUGUUCAACAAGGGACUCAACGCAGAGUAACAGCUUAUUGAGACAGAGGGGCCAUUCAGGCGCUUUGACAAACACCUGUUCAAACUCAAUCCGACCCGACACCAGCAAAUGUUAAUUACUAGAAUUCCAAAGAAUAAUGUAUGUUGAAUUUAAUUCAACGCUUUGUAAACAUCACUCGUGUAGAAGAUGCUGUUGCGCCAAUGGAAAUAUGACAAAAUGUUGCUUAUCUAACUGUAGUUGAUUGGUACAAACAAAGGAUUUGAGAACAUUUCGAAUCUGAUCUGUCAGUUUACAGUUCAUCAAGUUUUCCGAAGAGUCUCCUUGGUGAUCUUCAUUUGCAAUGGAAUAGUGUAUUUUGCAUAAUCUUCAAAAACUAUCUACGCAGUUUAUAUUCAAUGGAUUGUUAGGUAUCAGAGUUGUUCAUGCUCACGAUGAAGCUUUGUUCAAGUCAUAAGUAAAGAAUAUAACAUUCAAGAUAAAUAUCUGAUGUGCAACUGUAACAUAAUGCAAGAUGCGAUAACAGAGGCAGAUCGGCUUGUAUGAAGUAACAAUUGGUUUAUCGUGAUUUGAAUAUAUAGAAAGUUGAGGAUUCAGGAAAAAUCAUUUGAAAUGUUCCCUCGAAGACUUCGUUUAAGGAAAUCUCGCUUUGUGAUUUUGACAUGGAUGACGGUAAUUAUAUUGUACGUUGGUUUCUCAAGAGAUCUGAGAGUCAAGGAGUAUUUUGCUAGAAGCGAAGCCUCCAUUCAUGAACAAAGCAGCGACGAUGAUUAUGAAGAUUCGUUUGCAUUUGCAAAUGAUAGUGGGCCUGUGUUAGCAAUGUAUGAUAACAGCCCAUGGAGGAAGCAUCUUCUACCUGGAGAGAAUGGUGAAGGAGUUGUAAUUCCUUUUUUCCGAAUGAAAGAAGAACAGACAGGGUAUCAACAGCAUGCAUUCAAUAGCCUGGCCAGUGAUUUGAUUCCAUUGGAUAGGAGGCUUAAAGAUUACAGGCAGGCCAAGUGCAAAGUGAAGAAGUACAGACCAGAUCUCCCGACAACAAGUGUUAUUAUUUGCUUUCACAAUGAAGCUUGGUCUACACUUCUCAGAACUGUUCACAGUGUAAUUAACAGGACUCCACCUCGUUACCUUAAAGAAAUUAUCCUGGUAGAUGAUGCAAGCACAAGGGAUGACUUAAAGCAGCGGCUAGACGAUUAUGUCAUGAAUUUAGCAAAGAUACGAAUCAUAAGACUAUCAAAGCGCGAAGGACUCAUUCGAGCAAGGCUUCAGGGAGCCUCUAAAGCGAGGGGAGACGUCCUCACAUUUCUUGAUGCCCAUUGUGAGUGCACGAUAGGCUGGGUUGAGCCUCUCCUUGCACGAAUAAAGAAAGAUAGACGCUGUGUUGUAAUGCCUGUUAUUGACGAAAUCAGUGAAACAAACUUUCACUACAACGCUGUUCCCGAACCGUUUCAAAGAGGCGUUUUCAAGUGGAGGCUGGAAUUCACUUGGAGGCCUAUACCACAAUAUGAAAUGGAGAGGCGUUCUGAUGAGACAGACGGCAUAAAGACUCCUGUUAUGGCUGGCGGUCUUUUUUCGAUUGACAAAAAAUAUUUUGAAGAAAUAGGCACGUAUGACCAAGGAAUGGACAUAUGGGGAGGAGAGAAUAUCGAAAUAUCUUUUAGAAUUUGGAUGUGUGAGGGUUCAAUCGAAAUGCUACCUUGCUCUCGCGUCGGUCACGUGUUUCGACCUCGAUUUCCUUAUUCGUUUCCGAAUCGCAAAGGGCGUGAUGGCGAUGUCGUUAGUAGGAACUUGAUGCGGGUAGCAGAUGUCUGGAUGGACGAUUAUUCGAAGCAUUUUUAUAAUAUUAGGUUUGAUUUGAAACGAAAGGAGCACGAUGACGUCACUGAAAGAUUAGCUUUGCGGAAACAGCUAGGCUGUAAAACCUUCAAAUGGUACUUAGAUAAUAUAUAUCCGGAAUUAGAGAUACCUGAUGACAAUUACAUAGCAACCGGAGAGAUCAAGAAUCCGGAUACGAGCUUGUGCCUCGACACACUUGGAAAGCAAGACGGCGCUCCACUUGGGCUUUACUUAUGCCACGGACAAGGUGGAAACCAGUAUUUCACGUUCAACAGCCGAGGCGAGCUUCGAAGUGAAGACAACUGUGUGGACUACAACGGACAUGACCUCUAUUUACGAGAGUGUGACAACCUAGGUCUAAAUCAAAAAUGGGUCUACAAGAAAAAUUUGCUGAUGAAUAACAGAUUCAAAAUGUGUAUGGAAGUUAGGACUACAAAAUAUGUUAUGAUGGGACACUGCAGUGGUGCUAAAAAUCAAGAAUGGACCUUUAAUAAAGUAGAAGAUAUGAAAAGGUGAUCUAGACAUCACUUAUAGAAAUUUGAAAUAUAAAAAUUUAGCUCAAUUUCUUUUAAUGUAUACUAGGAUGUGGCUUAGAGCAACAUAAUUGGUAUGACAAUAAAUUUCUUAGUUUUCUACUAGGUAAACUUAACUUUCCUAAAUAUCUGCUGGUAGUAAAUAAGAUGAUGAUAUCAUUUUUUAUGACCAAAUCAAAUGAUUGCUUUUAACAAGAAGCAAAAUAAAUACCAGUUGAUCAAUACCAUCUUUCAAGGUUGUAUUUUGUAAGAGCUUUCUUAAAGACAAUGAAUUAUUUGUUACUUGUUUGAAUACAUGCAACAAAUUUCUUCUUCUGCAAAUAAUAAUUUAUGUCUUUAAAUAGUUGUCUAAUAAACAUAUUAAAGGUUACGGGUAUUAACAAUAUACUGGCUAGAAAAUUAACAUAGUUUUACUGUCAAAUUGUGUAGUGAUUAACAGUUAUUUACUGGCAUUCCCGCUAAGAGAAAAACUCUAAUAAUUCAACCUUAAAAAAGCAUCAUCAAUGUGUCCGUUGAACAUCAAUUAUUAUCAUGGCACCUAGAUAUCAUACUACAAAAUUUUGUUUUGAUUCAUUCAGGGUAUGAAAAUGACACAACACCUAAAUUUAGAUAUAGACACCCCAGUUCAUCUGUUUAAGAGAUAUGAAUAAAACAAAAUAAAUGAACAAAUUUAGUUAAAAUCAGUAUUGUGUUUAUUUUUAUUUGGUGUAUAUUAGUUAUAUUUUAAUGCAGGCAGAACUGAAGUAUAAUUUUUAGAUAUUUAUAAUUUUUGGAAAGAAGAAAAUCAGUUUGAGUGAUUUACUGUAACAGAUAUCAACUUGUGUUUUUGAGACAUUUCUAAACUAGAGGCUUCAAAUUUGAAAAAUACAACUGGUAUAGAAUGACAAAGCUAAAUACAAUUUUGAAAAUAUUUAAAAACAAAGGGAAAGAGUUUUGUCAAACUUCUAGCAAAGAUAUUUUCUAUGAAGAAAGGUGGUGUUAAAACAGCUAUCAAGAUACUGUUAAAAUUCUGUGUAUAUUAAAAAUUUCAAUUAUACAAACAUUUAAAAUCCAAUUUAUAACUAUUGAAACAUGUUAAAUCAGCUGUGUUUCUUACAAUAUAGCAAGCAAAGUGACAAACAAAAACAUAGAGUAGAGAGAAACUAUUUCUGUUUGUUUGCUUAAUGCAAAAGUUUCAAAACCAAUUGAUGGAAAAAUAUAUAAGAGGCUAUCUUAUAUCAUGCUUCUUUAUAAAAAAAAUUAUAUGAUUGACAAACAUUUCAUGACUGCCAUGGCGUACUUUCAGCACAGGGUUUACAAGGAAUGCACCCUGUCUUGCUUGUAAAAAAGAAGUUUGCACAUGUCACAUGCUUUAAAAUUGAAUGUUGAGAUCCCACUGAGAAUCACCAUAAUUAGCAAAGUGGGGUGCCAAAGUCAUACUUUGCAAUCUGCAUGUAUAUAAAACUUGUAUGCUGUUGGGAGAUUACUCAAGCAAUCAAUGUCCUAGUACAAUCAUGGAUACAAAACCAUAUCCAACUUGACAUCAGUUUCAGUACAAGGAAUCUCUGGACAAAUCUGAACACUGUACGCAAGUCCUACAGUGAAUGGUUUCUUGUGAUGUAGAUUGACAUGUUUUGCUAGGUAGUUAUCAUAAUAGGCCCUUCCUCUGCCAAGUCUUUGACCAUCUUUGGAAAAGCCAAGCCCUGGAAGAAUAAUAAGAUCAAGACCACCACUGUCCAUUGCUGUUUCACGUUCUUCAUUUUCAUGUGGCUGCUUGAUGUUCCAUGAUGUGAGCGGCAAAGCCUCAUAAUCUUCAAUCCCAUGAAGACGGACCAUCUUCAUAUCAUCAUUUGUGUACAAGGGAACAUAACACUUUUUGUCUUUCUGAAAGAUAUCCUUCAAGAUUUCGUUAGUAUCAACUUCAGAAGGCAUGCUCAAAUACACAGAAAUUCUAGAGCUUUGCUUAUAAAUUUCCAGAUUCAAGAGCUUGUCAGUAAUUAUUUUCGAUUCGUUUCUCUUCACAUUGUCCGUCAAUUUAUUGAUAGCAAUCUUCAAAGAUUUUCGGAGGGAUCGUUUCAGGUUGUGAACUGUAGACUGCAUCUCAAAAACCUUUGAAUAAUGGAAAUAAAACCAAUAAACGAAUCUGAUACACCACACCACUGUUCACCUCUCUCUGGAAAACACUUACGAUACGAGGAAGGUCCUGCGCCGUAACGAAAUGCCAGUAAUAUCAGAAGGAUUCACAAAUCUCAAAAUCUAGGACAAAUAGGCAGUAAAAUACUUAAUAUUGUUAUAAAUAUGAUAAAACUCUGUCACAUUACCUGGUACCUGGUGGUUACAAGAUACAAAAGUCUAGAGAAAUUAAGACAGAAUCAGGAAACCCUGAGACAUGUUCUCAAAAGAGGCAGUUUUGAAACGAGACAUCAUUCACUAAUCAUAUUUGGCGCGAAGGAGGCCAUUUAUUUUGAGUCGCAAGUCAGCAGAUUUGUGUAAAAUGCUUCGUUGCUGCUCAAAACCCAUUUGCGAAAGGCUUAAAUGGAACCUAAUCAAAAGAUGUUUUAUAGUUUCAAAGCUGAAAUGCAGUAGUUUAGCGAUGACUGAAGCUAUUGAAAAGAGUUCUCGUCUAACAGAAGGAAAGCUGAUAAUUUUGGAGGGUAACAUUGCCGCAGGCAAAAGUACUUUGUCAAAGCGUCUUGGAGAAUACUUCAAUUACGUG
This is a messenger RNA of Rhopilema esculentum, 10807 nucleotides long. Its product is annotated as polypeptide N-acetylgalactosaminyltransferase 1. The record is from RefSeq and is a predicted model, not a curated record. Gene Ontology annotation, molecular function: polypeptide N-acetylgalactosaminyltransferase activity. Gene Ontology annotation, biological process: protein O-linked glycosylation. Lineage: Eukaryota; Metazoa; Cnidaria; Scyphozoa; Rhizostomeae; Rhizostomatidae. Gene Ontology annotation, cellular component: Golgi apparatus.